AUGGACGACCAAACUUUAAUGCAGCAUUUGGCAAAUACCUUGUCAUCUGACAACCAAUUGAGAAAACAAUCAGAGACAAUAUUGUUAUCGAAUAAUUCGCAGGUAACACGGCAAAUUUUGACCCUACUACUUUCCAAUGAUAAAAUUACGAUUCAGCUACAAUUAGUUGCAUUAACGUUGAUUAAAAAUAGAAUAGCUAAUGAUUGGAGUUCUUCCUCUACUAGUGAUGAACUAAAGCAGGAUGUUAAGGAGAAGAUUGUUAAAUAUAUUGUUAAUAUUAGCAAUCCAUUCUCUGCCAACAGCCAGCUUCUUAUUAGAAUGUCUCUGAAAAUUAUAGAUUUGAUUCUGCUGCAUACUAAAAGUGAAUUUCAGUUUGAGCUACUCAACUUUGCCAAUGACUUACUGACCAGUAAAGCUGAGUCGGUUUCUGAUUUUUACCUCUGUACUUCAAUAAUUCGCCAAGUUGCUAGACUGAAUAGACACUUGAAUGAUUACGACUUGAUCAAUGAAAUUGCAAGCAAUUUUUUCCCAUACUUCCAAAAUUUUUUGAACAACUAUAAAGAGCAAUUAAAAGACAAUAAUAUUGAUUUAAAUAAGGAGUUUAUCUGUUAUGAAAUUCUGAAGAUCCUCAAUUACUGCACGACAACGAGGAUCUGUGAAUACCAUCAAAAAUCCAAUAACUUAGAGAAUUUGUGUUCCACUUUGAAUGAGCUGUUUUAUUUGUUUUUGACGACUACCGGUAGCUUUAGAAAUAUGAAAUGGAUUUUGAGGUUUAUGAUCAAGCUUCAGAUCAGAAGUGCACAAAUAAAAGACAGUUCAAUCUAUGUCCCUACCUUUAUUUCCAUUCUUCAAGAUUCUGUAAUACCAUACAAUGUGACUAAAAUUCUAGAGUACACAAAUAAAGACACUGUUGCAUUGGAGAAAUUUGUCCUUAUUGAUAAGGAAAAUGAUGACAGUUCUUCCAAGGAACGGGCGCUCUAUUAUUUCUUGAUAUUUCUUACCAAAUCUGUUACUCCAACUACAUAUUGCUAUAUUGAACCUUACAUGAAUUCUAUAAUAUCUAACGUUAUUGUUAAACUUUUAUCCAUAGAUGAAUACCAAAUCGAAGAUUUUGAAGAAAACCCAAAUGAGUUUAUCAAUUCAAGAAUCACUGCUCAUGCUUUGUACUCAAAUAAUAUAUUGGCAAGAGAUGUAUUCAACUCGGAUCUUGAAUCUGCAGGCUCCAUAUUUAUAACAAAACUUAUCAGGGCGAAUGCAGAAAUUGUUAACCCCUUAAUUUCUUUAUGUGAACAGAUACUGAAUAGUGAUGACAAAAAGUCGAUAGUAUGUGCUUUGAAUCUUUUAAAACUUACUUAUUCAUAUAUGAGUUCUCAGAAUUUGGAAUUGAUUGUCACAAGAAUAAUUGCCAUUGCGAGUAGGACGUCAGGAGACGACUUAUGGUUACGCUGUCUUAUUUUCGAUUUUUUUUCCAAUAUUAACAACGAGGAUGUCCAGGUUGAUCUAAAUUCACUUCCAGUUUCAUUAGACUUAAAACAACCAUUACCUCUUCUUAUUGCUAGUUUGAAGUUAGUGAUUAUUAAAUCCAACUGUCAAAUGGCCGAUCCUGUUCAGGUAAUGCAGAUACUUCUGAGUGUUAGUGAAUCUGAAAAUCUGGAAAUUACCAAUGAUUUAAUUGAUGUUUUGGUGGAGAAAUACCCAGAUCAAUUGGUCCCAUAUAGCACCGAGCUUGUUACAAAUCUAUCAACUUCAUUCAUGAAGACUUUAGAGGAUAGUUAUAAUGAAGAAAAUGAUAAAGAGAACAUUUUGCUUGGAAUAUUGAACAAUAUCUUGACCAUAGUUAUGUCAACUAAUGACAAAAAUACGAUAUUGAAAUUGAAUGAUAUUCUCUCUCCUAUAAUAUCGUCGAUUAUGGAUAAUGCACUCCUAGACUUCCUUGAGUUGACUAUAGAACUAGUGGAGGAGUUGACCAACAGGUCAGAAAAUGUUUCCCAUUUGGAUGAAGUCAUCAACAGCUUUAAGAACUUUGGAUUUGACUAUUAUGAAUACUAUGAAUCUUAUUUUGUGUCUUGUUAUUGCUAUGGGAAUUUAGAAGAGAGAUCUAGCGUCACCAAUCUAAUAAAGUGGAUUUUAUCUGAAAAUCCAUAUGGAUACGAAAGUGAUGACUCUGAAUUUAUCAGUUUUCUUUCCAAUAUUGUUGUUGAGAUGGUACUUUCGUGUAGUGAGAAUGAGAAUGAUGGUGGAUUAAGCGACGAAGUGUUUAAUAAAAUAUUACAGAUGAUCUACAACUCUGCUGAAGAUAAGCAAGAGUUCUGGGAAUCAAAAACAACCUUCCGCUGUAUAAUGAGUGGAUUCUACAGAAAACCAAUGAUCAUUAUGGAAUUGUUUGGCGAUAAUGUUCACGAAAUAUUGGCUAGAUUUGAAAGAUUGAUUGAUGAAUCAGUAUGGUGUACAGUCUACGAUUUAAAAGUUGGUAUUUUAGGUUUAUUACAAAUUGUGAAGGGUAGUCAAGAAUAUCAAUCAAUCAGAGCACAAUCGAUGAACUUACUAACAAAACUCUGCGAUAGGGUAAAUGACGCAAUUGAUCAUCGAGAUCAGCUAAUAAAGUACUCUUUUGAUGAGAACAAAGAUAGCUUGGAGGACACGAAUAAUUUUGUCCCCGAUGAAGAGUUUGACGAACUUUCCAAGGUCACUGUUUUAAACAAGGUUGACGUAUUUGGCGAUCUCAAAGUUUUUUUGGAAAACGAGAUUUAG
Pichia kudriavzevii is the source of this 2751-nucleotide messenger RNA. RefSeq lists its product as uncharacterized. NCBI's taxonomy places the organism in Eukaryota, Fungi, Ascomycota, Pichiomycetes, Pichiales, Pichiaceae. The transcript has a single exon. The record is from RefSeq and is a predicted model, not a curated record. Gene Ontology annotation, molecular function: small GTPase binding. Gene Ontology annotation, cellular component: cytosol; nuclear envelope. Gene Ontology annotation, biological process: protein import into nucleus. The coding region runs from base 1 to 2751 and encodes 916 amino acids.